Molecule: messenger RNA, 1464 nt
Organism: Porites evermanni
Lineage: Eukaryota; Metazoa; Cnidaria; Anthozoa; Scleractinia; Poritidae
Source: the annotation of a GenBank genome assembly
AUGCCACCAGCAAUAACAUAUCCAUGGGGGUUUUACAACAACUUCACAAAACCAAAUUUUACCUUUUCAGUACCAACCUUUCCGCCAGGCUAUAAGAACUGGGAUGUACCAUCCGAACCAGCUGCUCAAAAUCCGAUUAAGGACAGUGUUUAUACCCUGGUUCUGCACAUAAUUCUCUUCACUAUCUGUUUAUCUGAAAAUACUAUUACUCUCUUUAUUCUGUACAGCAAGAUAAAAGCAGGAAAACAGACGUUUGCUCAAUAUAUGCUGAUUAACAUCGCCUGCGUUGACAUUUUAACGUCCCUUACACACUACCCCCCAAUAUUUGUCAAGUUUACUCAUGGAGGAUUCGUUUGGCUGGCACAAGGUCUUGCGGGAGAUGUGUUGUGCACACUGUACAACUUUCUGCUACAUCUUCCAGAAAAGGUGUUAAUUCUCACUUUGGUCUCACUAGCAUGCGACGCUGCGAGAAAUUCUUCGCCAAAAGGUCGUCGAGAACACAGUAAAAAGUUCAGUUUAAUCGUCGUUGUUUUAUUUUGGAUAACAGCUUCUGGCUUCUCGGCAAUUUACUUCAGGAUAAGCAAGGUUCAACCAAAUAUGGACCAUCAGGCUUACAUGUGUUCCACUGCGCAAGACAGUCGAAUAACUGUCACCACAUUGAACUUAAUUCACUCUUUUGUGUUCGUAGCAACUGCGGAUGCAAUAUUGACGAUUGUAGGUGUUGUGGUGUUUAUUAAAGUAAGGCGUCGGCUGAAAGAGAUGAAUAAGCACAAGCAAGAUAAAGACAAGACCCAGUCUCGUGUGAGAAAGGGGCGCAAGCGUGAAAUCAACUUGAAGAAAGACAAUAAAGUUUACGACGGACUUUCUGAAUCUAUAGCCGAUGUCGGCCAAGAGAUGCAGGCUAUGACAAGCAGCGGAAACAGAGCCGACGUCGAGACAGUUGGACAUUCAGGUUCUUCAUCUAUCAGUCCGGUGGCAUCUAAAGACGACAAGGAAAAUCAUGAUGUUGUAGCUACCGAGAAAGACACAAAUGCAUCACUGGUCAGAAAAUCCAGGAAGACUGUUGGCAGUCAAAAGAAAGAGAGAGGAAAGCAGUUUCACAAUCCAAGAGAUGAAGAAACCCAAGACACUCGACAACAUACUCGAGAGCGUUUUAAAACAACGCAAAUAGAAGCAAAAAUCAUGGGUGCCAUAUCAUCUCUUUUCGUAAUUAUUUCCCUAACUCAGUUGGUUUUACAAAUGGCAUGUCCCUCCUGCAGCGUUUAUUUAUCUGCUGUUGAGAUUGCGGCAGAAUUGUACACAGUCAUCAAACCUGAAAUAUACGCCAUUAUCGACAAAGAGUUCAGAAAGAAAUACAAGCAAUUUUCACCCAUUGCUUGCUGUUGUUUCAGGAGGGCAGCUGGGAGGGUAGGGGUCCCGCGGGCAGCGCAGCAAGAGAGAGAGACACGCCCAACGACAACUUAG